Molecule: messenger RNA, 3540 nt
Organism: Scleropages formosus (Asian bonytongue)
Lineage: Eukaryota; Metazoa; Chordata; Actinopteri; Osteoglossiformes; Osteoglossidae
Product: KIAA0753 ortholog
Exons: 19
Coding region: 99-2777 (892 amino acids)
Biological process (GO): protein localization to centrosome; centriole replication
Cellular component (GO): centriolar satellite; microtubule organizing center
Source: RefSeq, a predicted model, not a curated record
UUGCAGUGUCUUGUUGUCAUGGCGGUGGUUUAAACUGUCCGAAUCACCCGAAACUUAAGAUUUAUGUCGUUUUUACACAUCCGCACUAUGUUACCGGCAUGGCUGCGAAGUUAGGACAGCAAAGGCAGGUGUCCUUUAGGGUGCCAGGUCAUCUGAGUGGUUCCAGCGUUACUGUGGGAUCUCCACAGACUCAGUUGUUGUUUAACAGGGGCUUGCCAGCCAGUGCUUCUAACCGUGCGACUCGUGUCACCUCCCCAUCGCCCAUUGUGAUCGAGAAGCUCGGGCCAAAGGUGGAAGCAGCAGUAAAUGAUGGGGAAGCCAGUACCUGCAGCUCAAUGUGCUUCUCUGUCCUCUCGGAGGAACGGCUGGAGGCCGCUGUCAGGCUGGCAAAGAGAGACCUGCGGCGAAGACGACUGGAGUCCAUUCGCAGCCCUACUCUACAACAGGAGCAAGAGGAAGAGAUACAGAAGACUGGCAGCGUUGAACAUCGACUGAAUCAACACGUUUCCAAGGGAAAAGUUAAAGCAGCUAACCCAAACAAAGAAGUGACAAAGUCUGGUGCCCGUGUCAAAGUGUACUCCCCGCAGAAGCUAGCCCUGCCCCCCAGGCCACCUCACGGCCAGUCACUGCCAACUCGAGACUUUGACCCAGGCACUGAAGUAAGGAACCAGGAGCCAGAUCUCAGCAGGGAAAUACACCGGUUGCAGAAAGAGCUUGGGAGCUACAUCCAGAAGGUUGAGCAGCUGGCUGACAAAGAAAGGUUGCUUGUGGAACCUCUCGAGCCAGAAGAGGAGCGCAGGCUGAAGAUCCGCAGGCAGGAGCAGGCAGCACGCUCAGCUCGCAUCAUUUAUACCCUGCAGCGGCAGGUGAAAGAGAUCCAGGAAGAUCUGGAAAAGUUGUGUUCACAGAAAGUAAAACAGUCAACUAAGAAAGGCAAAGCAGUAGAUAGGUUGGCAGCCGCUCACAGAGGGGCAGUCAGAGCCAUGCAGGUCUUUGUCAGUCAGCUGUCUGACCAGUCAGCAAACUGGAUACCAUCGCACUAUAAAGAGCUGGGCCAGCUGAUUCGACAGCUGUCUCUCUGCUCUGCCAAGAUGGAGGUGGGGAAAGGCUCCUCUGUCCCCAAGACCACAAUCGAUAUUUUGCACCAGUUGGAGGCCCUGGACUCAGUACUUGGAAAAAGGGACUUGCGAGUACGAAGUUGCUCUCCCCCCAGACAGAAGUCCCCCAGGGAAAGACGUCAUAGUGCUUCCCCGCCCCGAGCCACGGGGAAGGUCCAGCAGCCCCACAGACCCAUCCCUGUGAAAAAAAGGUUUCCAGUCAAGAGAGUCACGGCAUCCCGACUCAGAACAGACAAAUCCAUGGCACCAGGCCGCAGUGAGGUGCUCCGGGCAGCACUGAAGAGCUUGAUUCACACCAGAGAGCUCAACGAGCAAGCAGAGAGGCAUGCACUUGCUAAUACCAAAGGUGUCCAGCUACCUGACAGGCGCGCCCCUCCUCGUGACACGGGGUUCCAGCUGCCUACUGUAUCAUCCCGCUUAAAGGAGAGUCAGCCUCCACAGAAAGAGACAACUGUGCCGUGGAUGCCUACAUCUCCCCACGCCUCUCCACCGCGCAGCUCCCGUGGCAGAACACCAGGCAGCAAGCUGGAGCCACGAUGCCUGUUCUCUUCUGUGCAGCAGCCAGCUUCCCCCAGGGAGUGUCCUGCGGCUCAGCAGGAGUCUGUACAGCAGGACCUGGACCCAGAUAAGAUGCGACAAGCCCGCAACGAAACCCUCAGGCAAGCCUGGCUGGAAAAGAAGACAACACAGAGGUUAAAGGAGCUGAACCAGCUCAGCAGACAGGAAGCGGAGCACAUCCUCAAACUCAGGUCUCAGGUGCCAUCCCCCACCAGCUGGGCAGAGAGCGCAGAGAGAGCAGCCCGAGAGAAGUUACGUCCACUUCUGGACCACGCCCAGGAAAUCAGUGAUUUAUACAACUGGAAGGGUACCUCGCUGAGGCAUCGGCUGUCUAAGCAGGCUGCAGAAAAGGCCGCUGCCAGUGCAGACCUCCUGAGCGAGGCCAUUCUGGAGGAGCUGCUGGAAGACACAGCACAGGCCUUGUGGGCAGUUGAACGGGACAACCAAAUUGAAGAGCUGGCUGAGCAGCAGCUUCAGGGCCCAACUUUGGAGAGCAUGCUCUUCAGGAUGGAGGAGAUGGAGAGAGACCAAGAUGCAGUCCGCCAGCGCUUCGCACACAUCUCGUACUCGGACCCCCAGUACUGGGCAGCAGAGGAACGUGCAGGACCUCCUAGGGCUGCUCCUGGCUGCAUUCCUGGCUCCCCUCGGCCCAUGCGACUCACCAAACCUGCUCUUAGGCAAGAGCCCGCGGUGGACAUACUGCUGGUGAAUCCUGUGGAGAUAGGUGUUCCACCUGAGACCUUCCCUGUGGACAACAGCCCCCACCAGAUGCCGUCCUCCACUGCCAGCAGGAUGGCGACAGCGUCGGCACACACCGGUGCCACAGUUCUCUCCCUCCCGACCAACAUGCAUCAUAGCAUUCUGCGCUACAGACAGGAGCAUGAAGCCUACCUGCACCUGAUAUCCCACGAACCAUUGGGAAACUUUGACCCCUGGACCAUUGCUGAAAGUCUGGCAGAGGAGCUGCUGGCAGACGCGUUGGGGGACGUGGCCGCAGAGUUCCAGAACAUGUGCGAGGAGUACGCUGAAGCAGUCUACACCUCCGAAUUCCUGCAGCCGGCGCCGUCUCCGGCAACCUCACACCUGCCUGCCGGAGACUGACAUUUCUGUGCUGUAAUUGGCUUGGGUUAAUUCUUUACUCUGUGUAUGUGUGUGCUCGCAUUUUUGUGUGUGUCAACUUAUAAACGCAGCAGCGGUUGGACAUGGUCUGAACACACUCAGCCUAUACUGUGAGGACCUAACUGUACUCAUAGUGCUGCAAGCAGUAAGAUAUCUGCCUUUCCACAUAGCACUCGUGGGAAUGCAUUACUCUUCCGCUCUAUUUAUGUUGUAAAUACCAAUGCAAAAAGAAUUGGGAGAGGCGAUGUUGUUAUGGGCUCAAAAAGACAAUGAUCUAAAAGAUCUGCUUUUCCACAUGUGCUGUUAUCUGUCAUACGAGGGCACGAUAAUCUCUCCACAGGUGCAGCUUCUGAAAGAAAGUUUAUUUUCACCAAACAAGGGUUCUUUAUAGCACUGAUGAUGAAAUGGACUACCUCAGAGCUGAUUUUUCUGUUUGGUGCAAGGGCUCUGUGUCCUCAAAUAUUCAACCAACUCAGUGUACUUUCUCCCACCUUCCUCUGUCAGGUCCCACACCAUUGCCUUCCCUCUGGCUAAAUGGUCUUUCUUCCACUGUUGUGUAUUGGAGUGUUAAAUUGAGACUGUUGUCUAUAGAAGUGCUCUAUUCCAUCCUUUUCAACUGCUUUCAUAACACAGAUUAUACCCUCAGGGUCUGGGAUGGAACACACACAUGCACUUUUGGUGUGGCUUUUACUUCUGCUCCGUUUGACUGUUGUACACCUUGUUUUCUGUGCGUUAACGUGCGAGU